CUCCCUCAUAAAAUCCACCGCCAUUCACACCCACAGCCAUUCAAACACAAGCGCGACAACCUCUCCCCGGCGACCACUGCGCCUCCGGUGACCGCCCCGCAAGCACCUCCGGUGACCGCCCCGCAAGCACCUCAACCACGUUUGGCUCUUUGUCUAAAGCUCUCUUUCGCUGUUCAAACACAUACGCCGGCCUCUUUCUCUCUCUGCGUUGCCGCUGUCCGGCAGUUUCUGGCGCCACCAUCGCCGAUUUCCGGCACAUCUAGGUUAGAAUUGUCUCCACUUUGUGUUAUCCUGUUUCGAGAGAUAACACGGGUAAGGAGAAAGCAAAGGAGUAAGGUGAUUCCAACAACAAGACAUUUCGGAUUUUGAGAUCAAUCUGGGUGGAUGCAAUGCCUGAAGAACGGAAUGGCCUGCCUGUAAAUGCCAAUGGCAAUAAAUAUACAAUUGACUUGCCUACAUUCAGUAGGCGGUUGCAAGCUUUCUACAAGCACUGGAAAGAUCACAAAGAUGAGCUUUGGGGUUCUUCUGAUGUCCUUGUUGUGGCCACACCGCCUCCUUCGGAGGAUUUACGGUAUCUGAAAUCCUCUGCUCUUAACAUUUGGUUACUUGGAUAUGAGUUUCCAGAGACGAUUAUGGUUUUCGGAGAGAAGAAUAUCCAUUUCAUUUGUAGUGGUAAGAAAGCAUCAUUGCUUGAGGUUGUCAAAGCAUCUGCCAGAGAGACUGUAAAUGCAGAAGUUGUAAUAUGGGUUAAGGCAAAAAAUGAGAAUGGAAGCACUCAAAUUGAUAAGGUGCUCCGGGCUAUCCGUUCUCAGCCAAAGUCGGAUGACCAUGAUACACCUGUAGUUGGGAACAUAGCUCGGGAAGCCCCAGAGGGGAAACUCUUGGAGAUAUGGUCAGAUAAGUUGAAGGGUUCUGGUCUAACCCUGAGUGAUAUAUCAAAUGGAUUAUCUGACCUUUUUGCUGCUAAGGACAAAAAUGAGAUUACAUGUAUUAAGAAAGCUGCUUACUUGACUGCUUUUGUAAUGAAGAACUUUGUUCUUCCAGAGGUUUUAAAGGUGAUUGAUGAGGAGAAGAAAGUGACACACUCUGAACUCAUGGAGGAGACGGAGAAGGCUAUAACUGACCCUCCCAAGAUUGGCGUCAAACUAAAAGCUGAAAAUGUUGAUAUCUGUUACCCUCCUAUCAUUCAGAGUGGUGGGAACUUUGAUCUCCGGCCGAGUGCAACAAGCACUGAUGAUCCGUUAUACUAUGAUUCUCCCAGUGUUAUCAUUUGUGCAGUUGGGUGCCGCUACAACAGUUAUUGUUCAAAUGUUGCUAGAACAUAUCUUAUUGAUACUGAUGCAGUGCAAACCAAAGCUUAUGAGGUUCUUCUUAGGGCUCAUGAGGCUGCUAUUCAUGCACUAAAGCCUGGAAACAAGGUUAGUGAUGUAUAUGAGGCUGCUUUGACAGUAGUGAAGAGAGAUGCUCCCGAGCUGGUACCCCACCUAACAAAAUCUGCAGGAACAGGCAUUGGUCUGGAGUUCCGUGAAUCUGGAUUGACUCUUAAUGCGAAGAAUGAAAGACUGUUGAAAGAAGGCAUGGCUUUUAAUGUCUCACUUGGUUUCAAGGAUCUACAAUCGAAGUCGAGCAAUCCAAAGAGCCAGAAUUUCUCACUAUUGCUUGCAGAUACAGUUAUUGUGACGGAUGGUGUCUGUUAUGUUGCAACUUCGGUCAGCCCUAAAGUUUCUAAAGAUGUUGCCUAUUGUUUCAAUGAAGAUGGAGAGGAAGAAGAGCCACGAAAAGCCAACAUGGAACCUACUGCCAGGGCUUCUAUGUAUUCCAAAGCAACGCUUCGUUCAGACAAUGGGGAGAUCUCCAAGGAAGAACUUAGGAAGCAGCACCAAGCAGAACUUGCGCGCCAGAAGAUUGAGGAAACUGCUCGCCGCCUUGUUGGGGUGGGAUCAGCUAAUGGGGAUGGAAGAUCUACUGUGAAAUCAGCAAGUGAGCUAGUUGCCUAUAAAAGUGUUAAUGAACUUCCACCACCUAGGGAAAUGAUGAUUCAAGUUGACCAGAGGAAUGAAGCUAUUCUAAUUCCCAUCUAUGGAAGCAUGGUACCCUUCCAUGUUGCUACGGUGAAAACUGUAUCAAGCCAGCAGGACACUAAUCGAAAUUGCUAUAUUCGUAUAAUCUUUAAUGUACCCGGCACACCCUUCACUCCUCAUGAUGCCAAUUCUUUGAAGAACCAAGGGGUGAUUUAUUUGAAGGAGGUCUCGUUCAGAUCCAAGGAUCCAAGGCACAUAAGUGAAGUGGUGCAGCAGAUUAAAACUCUUCGGCGUGGUGUUAUGGCCAGGGAAUCUGAAAGGGCUGAGAGAGCCACUCUCGUCACCCAAGAGAAACUUGAACUUGCAGGGAAUAAGUUCAAGCCGAUAAGGUUGCAUGAUCUUUGGAUACGUCCAAAUUUUGGUGGACGUGCCAGGAAGUUGAGUGGUACAUUAGAAGCACAUGCGAAUGGGUUCCGCUAUUCUACUUCGAGGGCUGAUGAGCGUGUUGAUAUCAUGUAUGGCAACAUAAAGCAUGCCUUUUUCCAGCCUGCAGAGAAAGAGAUGAUUACCCUUCUUCACUUUCACUUGCACAACCACAUUAUGGUUGGAAAUAAGAAAACCAAGGAUGUACAAUUCUAUGUUGAGGUGAUGGAGAUGGUUCAGAACAUUGGCAGUGGGAAGAGGUCUGCUUAUGAUCCAGAUGAGAUUGAGGAGGAACAGAGGGAGAGAGAUAGGAAAAAUAAAAUUAAUAUGGAAUUCCAACAGUAUGUGAACAGGGUGAAUGAACUAUGGGGGCAGCCCCAAUUGCGCCUGGACUUGGAGUUUGAUCAACCUCUCAGAGAGCUUGGUUUCCAUGGGGUUCCAUACAAGGCCUCAGCUUUUAUAGUUCCAACUUCUAGCUGUUUGGUUGAGCUGAUAGAAACUCCUUUUCUGGUGAUCUCGUUGAGUGAUAUUGAGAUUGUCAAUUUGGAACGAGUGGGUCUAGCUCAAAAGAAUUUUGAUAUGGCAAUUGUCUUCAAGGAUUUCAAACGUGAUGUGAUGCGGAUUGAUUCCAUCCCAUCUUCCUCGCUUGAUGGCAUUAAGGAAUGGUUGGACACUACUGACACCAAGUACUAUGAGAGUAGGCUGAAUCUUAACUGGCGCCCUAUUCUAAAGACUAUUAUGGAUGACCCGCAGCAGUUCAUAGAAGAGGGUGGCUGGGAAUUUUUGAACUUGGAAGGCACGGACUCUGAUUCUGAUAACUCAGCAGAGUCAGAUAAAGGUUAUGAGCCAUCUGAUGCAGAGCCGGAGUCAGAAUCAGAAGAUGAUGCUUCAGAGAGUGAAUCACUGGUAGAAUCUGAAGAUGACGACGAAGAAUCAGAAGAAGAAUCUGAGGAAGACAAGGGCAAGACAUGGGAGGAGUUGGAGAGGGAAGCUACCAAUGCUGAUCGGGAGAAGGGGAACGACUCGGACAGCGAGGAUGAGCGUAGGAGAAGAAAGAUGAAGGCUUUUGGCAAGGCAAGGGCUGGACCUAGCAGUGCUGCCUCAAAACGCUCCAAGUUUAGGUAGAUGGUUGGUUACAGCUGAGGUAGUGUAGCUUAUUUUGGAUAUUUAUAACUUGUAGAAGACCUAUUCCUUUUCCAUCUUUUGACAUCAACUUAAGGUUUUAGUUUUUUGUGGUUGGAUUAAGAAUAUCUCAAAGUAUAUUUUGGUUCGUGCA
Messenger RNA from Salvia hispanica, 3720 nucleotides. NCBI's taxonomy places the organism in Eukaryota, Viridiplantae, Streptophyta, Magnoliopsida, Lamiales, Lamiaceae. The record is from RefSeq and is a predicted model, not a curated record.